Molecule: messenger RNA, 4433 nt
Organism: Bombyx mori (domestic silkworm)
Lineage: Eukaryota; Metazoa; Arthropoda; Insecta; Lepidoptera; Bombycidae
Product: 23 kDa integral membrane protein-like
Exons: 5
Coding region: 3723-4403 (226 amino acids)
Cellular component (GO): plasma membrane
Source: RefSeq, a predicted model, not a curated record
ACAUUGGGAUUGUACAUGUGUUGUUUAAUAUUGGAAAUAAUAUGUUUUCUUUAUUAUUGCUUAGAUGGGUGGACAAGGCCACAGCCCACCUGGUGCUAAGUGGUUAUUGGAGCCCAUAGAAAUCUUGUUUUUUUUUAUUUAUUGCUUAGAUGGGUGGACGAGCUCACAGCCCACCUGGUGUUAAGUAUAAUUCGAACACCGGUGCAUCGCUUCAACACGAAUGCACCGGACGUCUUAUCCGCUAGGCCACGACGACUACUAAAUCUACAACAUAAAUGCGCCACCCACCUUGAGAUAUAAGUUCUAAGGUCUCAGUUUCUACCACCAAGCUUCUUAAAGUAAGCACUUAAAAUCUGUUAUGUCUACUUAAAGUUUACAUAUAACGACCACUAAAAUAGCAAAAUUAAAAAAUCGCAGCCGCUAUGCUGUAAGAAAUAAAACAUCCUAUUUACAUAACAUAUAAUAAAUUAUAACUAUAAUAAUAUAUAUCUCUUAAACAUAUAAAUUUAAACCUAAAUAUUAAAUAAAUAAAAGUCAAAUUCGUAAUUAUCAGCACAUCCUGGUCACGACUGUAAAAUCAAAUAUUAUACCUUGAACGGUUAAUUGCUAAUUGGCACCAGUAAUUUAGCCAUGACAACUGUUAGUAUAAAAUCUUUUAAACACGUUUUCGUGGACUCACUGCCUCGUGUGUUGUUUGGAUGACCUUUGUAUGACGUAUUAAUAAAGGGAAAAUCAACCGCAGAGCGAGUGAAAUAGUUCAGAAGACCGACGGUCUAGAGGUUAUUGCUCGGAACUUGUAUGCGAAAUUUAUCUUGACAAUGUCGUUUAGCGCAGAACAAGUGUCUGUAAAUGAUGAUUUGGGUACUUCAGAGUGAAUAAACAAUAUAAACAAUAAACAAUAUGUAUAUAAUAAGGCUUAACUGCGUUUUAUAUAAGCGUUAUAAUAAGAAAACACGAGCUCUUAAUCUAAUAAAAUUAAUAUUUUAAACAAAUUGAACUUUUUUUAACUGAAUGACAGACUUCACUAAAUGACACUCAAGAAAAAUCCUUUUUUAAAACCAAAGAGUUUUAAAUAAUAAAACUUUUUCUUUACAUGUAUAGUUAGGUAAUAUAUUAUUUUCUAUGACAGCUACAUCUAGUUUAUAGAAAUACCGAUUGAGAGAAAUACGAGCACAAUUAUGGAAUGUUAUGCGACAGUUCUUGAAAUGAAAAAUGGUACCGUAUGGGAUUGGAAAGUUUAUGUAUCUCAGAGAACACAAAUUAUGUAUCUCACAGAUCACAAAUGAUGUAUCUCAUAGAUCACAAAUUAUGUAUCUCACAGAUCACAAAUUAUGUAUCUCACAGAUCACAAAUUAUGUAUCUCACAGAUCACAGAUUCAUCCGACCCACCAACAUUGUCACCAGACGCGUGCAGUGCUAACAUUAGCAACAGGCAUAGGAUCCCUGGUAACCUUAUUUGUCGAGCUCGCUAAAGAGCUCGAAAUGCAACUUAGCCCGCUGAGUUUCUCGGCGGAUAUUCUCAGUGGGUCGCAAUUCAGAUCCGAUAUUAAAUGCAUUCGCGAAGCAUCUGCCCUUGAGGUCUCCAUCGGUGGCGCUCGGGCAGCUGUUAGAAAAUCCCACCCUUCUUGGUUGAGCUUGUGCUUGCCCACCAGUCCUGGUGAAACUGGAUAGGCAUCCGGGCCACCAGUAAUAAUACCCCCUUCCAAUAAAAAAAGAACUGAAAGGAUUUUAAUGAUUUGGUAAAAUUAGCCUAGUUAUAUAAUCUGACUACAAUUUUGUUAUUGGCGUCUUUGGAUUGGAUUUUCUUUGUUUAAAAAUGUAUUUUCUCAUUUAAGUUUUAAUUUGGAAUUUUCUCGCAAAUAAUAUUAUUCAAUUGCAAGCAUAAACACUUAAAACAUAUACAUAAAACAGUCCUUGGGAAUCAACAUAGGCUGCUAUUAUAAUAAUUAUACACUCAACAUAUGGAACUUUCUCUACACUUAAAGCGUAAGACACACUCAUAGUGCUUUUGUACUACAAAUUACUAUUCCAAAUUUUGUGAUUAGUCCAUUGGCAACGUUGCUAAUAAGCAAGGCGAUCGGAAAACCUUAUUAAUGUUAUUUGUAUUGUUAUUAUCUAGGACCACACUUCAUAUAACAAGUAAUAAUAAAAUCUGAAGUCAAUGAACAAUAAGCUUAAUAUAAUAAUUGGUUUUGUAUAGUUUAGACUUUAGUACAUUAUAUUUCAAUGUCGAGGGUGGUGUAGGUAAGCAUAGUCUUGUGAGCAUAGAAAAGCAAUAUGAACUGCAACAUGGCGGACUUGAGUGUUAAAUGCGCGAAAAUUUUACUGAUAACACUUAAUUUAUUAUGCAUUGUAAGUUAGUUUAACUUUAUAUAAUAAUAAGACGAGAUUUUUCGUAGUGAAUUCCUUUUUCUGCACUCCACGCAAAUGUACACAACUUAUACAGCCAAUCGUACAAAUUAAAAAAGUCGUCGUGGCCUAAAGGAUAAGACGUCCGGUGCAUUCGUAUCGAGCGAUGCACCGGUGUUCGAAUCUCGCUGGCGGGUACCAAUUUUUCUAAUGAAAUACAUACUCAACAAAUGUUCACGACUGACUAAAAUCAAACCCGCAAAAUUAUAAUUUGCGUAAUUACUGGUGGUAGGACCUCUUGUGAGUCCGCACGGGUAGGUACCACCGCCCCGCCUAUUUCUGCCGUGAAGCAGUAAUGCGUUUCGGUUUGAAGGGUGGGGCAGCCGUUGUGACUAUACUGAGACCUUAGAACUAUAUCUCAAGGUGUGUGGCGCAUUUACGUUGUAGAUGUCUAUGGGCUCCAGUAACCACUUAACACCAGGUGGGCUGUGAGCUCGUCCACACAUCUAAGAAAAAAAAAUAAAAAAAAAAAUUAAAAAGUAUUUUACCUUUAAUAUGUCUUGAACCUAUGGAUUUUCUAUUUUAGAAUACUGGCCAUUUCAAACGUUAUUUAUGUGUGGCUGGUAAUAAAGUCUAAAUUCACAUAAUUAUACCAAAAAAACGCUUAUUGAUUAGUAUUAUGUGUCCAAUAUAUUUGUAGUUACCUAUAAUUUUUAGCUAUAGUAUUUUUUACCACUAAUUACUUCCAACGCAUGGCAUCAUAUGUGUGUAAUUGUUGAGUAUGAUCAGUGUUUAACUUAUAUAUUUUAAAUCCAAUGACAUUACACGCACUUUGUGGUCGGGUUUUGUAAAAUUUACACGGCAAAUGACAGUAGGUCUUCUGGCUAAUGAUCAGAAUAUAUGGAUGUGCUAAUAUGCGAGCUCUGAAGAAUAUUAGAGAUGAUUCCGCUAUCCCCUUCGUACCUUUUAGCAAGUGGCACGUUGAAAUUAACUCCCUCCAGAUUGUUCCCUGAGCGCUACGACAUUUCUUCCUUCAAAUGAUUAGAAAGUCCUAAACGAUAGCCAAAGAAGUUGAGCAUUAGGCAGCUUCAAUUGAAAAAAAAAACGGGAAUAUACGGCUUGGUUAUCUCCCUGCCUGUCACUGUUUGCCCACCUUCAGUCCUUGUUUGGUCAUCACCAUAUUGUUUCUCUUUAUUCUCAUUAUAUUUCUGUAUUCGAUCAGUCUAUAAAUCUUAUCCCUACCAAUCCAAGUCAAGAAGUGUUAGGGAAGACCCGUUGUUCACUGUGGACUUAGACCGGUUAACGAAACCAUUAAGUGGGAAUUGGGAAUAUUUUUCGAAAAAACGAAUUUCUACUUUCAGUUUUUGGCGCUUAUGACAUUUGUGUUUGCCGUGGUCGAUACGAGGAUCCUAGCGCAGUACGGCGCAGAGCAAGCCAGCGGUUCGUUUAUAGGAGAUGUAGUCGUCAGCGUGGCCAGUGUGCUGGUGAUGACAGUUGCUGUACUCGGAAUCAUUGGCGUCGUGAAGAGCAGCAUUAAAAUUAUCUACUUGUACGUUGGAUUCCUCAUGCUCUUGACGGUCUUGGAAGUUUUAAUAGGAAUUUACGUGUCGAUUCAACGUUAUGGUCUUCAAUUCCGGGUCGGUGAAUGGAUACGCGAGGAGUUCUAUAGAAACGUCACUGGCGCAAGCAAGGAGGCCCAUCGGAAACUCUGGGAAAGAAUCCAGAUCAACUAUCAAUGUUGCGGACUGAACGGGCCACAGGAUUACACAGCAAUGGACCAACCCAUCAGCCUGUCGUGUUGCUACCAAGCCUACCAAGCUAGUACUCUCGAAGCGGAGCAGAAGAUGUACAAAACUUGCAUUGAAACUUCAAGCUAUUUCCGCGAGGGCUGCGAAGAUGAAAUCCUCGGAAUCUUAGCGGCUGAUGCUGAUUAUCUUCUUGGAGUGGCCGUGAUCAGUUUUUGGUUUGAGGCGGUGGGCAUGCUUCUGGCUAUGUGGGUCGCGAAUCAACUGAAGAAUAGCGUUCGCGUUUAUAAGCACACAGUUAAAUAUUAAAAAUAAAUUUUGAGUUAAUAAAAAAUUUAA